Anolis carolinensis (green anole) is the source of this 4453-nucleotide messenger RNA. Its product is annotated as zinc finger protein 773. Gene Ontology annotation, biological process: regulation of transcription by RNA polymerase II. Lineage: Eukaryota; Metazoa; Chordata; Lepidosauria; Squamata; Anolidae. The record is from RefSeq and is a predicted model, not a curated record. Gene Ontology annotation, molecular function: RNA polymerase II cis-regulatory region sequence-specific DNA binding; DNA-binding transcription factor activity, RNA polymerase II-specific.
AGUGGGUUAAACUGAGCUGAUGAACUUGCUGACCGAAAGGUUGGCGGUUCGAAUCUGGAGAGCAGGGUGAGCUCCCACGGUUAGCUCCAGCUUCUGCCAAACUAGCAUUUCAAAAACAUGCAAGGGUCAGUACAUCAAAAGGUACCACUCUGCCGGGAAGGUAACGGUGUUCAAUGCAGUCUUGCCGGCCAUAUGGCCUUGGAGGUGUCUAAGGACAACGCUGGCUCUUCGGCUUAAAAAUGGGGAUGAGCACCAACCCCCAGAGUCGGACAUGACUAGACCUAAUGUCAGGGGAAACCAUAAACCUUAGUAGUAUUUGCUUAGGUGCCUGUUGAUGCCUGGUUAGAUCUUUUGUGAUGAUAAACAUUAGAAUAUUUUGCAUUUAUUUUGCAGUGCUAUUUAUUAGAAAUUCAUCAGAAAAAGCAUAAGGAUGUGGGAAAACUACAACUCCCAUCAUUGCCUGUCAUUGCCUCCAAGCAGCAUUAGGAGUGAAGAGUUGACCAUGUUGGGUCUGUGUGCCAAGUUUGGUUCAGGUCCAUGACUGGUGAGGUCCACAAUGCACGUUGCGUAUGGGUGAACUAUAACUCCCAUCGCCUAGGGUCAAACACCCUACCAAACUUCUCUAGUACUUUCUGUGGGUCAUGGGAGGGACUAUGGGCCACGUUUGGUCCAGAUCCAUCGUCACUGGUGUUUACAGUGGUCCCUGGUUGUGGGUGAACUAUAACUCACAUAAUCCACUGUAAGGCCUUCCCAAGCACACCAGUCUUUAACAUUGGUUGCGGGAGAGGGGUGUCUAUGCUCCAUGUACAGGAAAAGAUAUUUCACCUGAACAUUGGGAAGAACUUCCUCAAGAUAAGAGUUGUUGACAGUGGAACAUGCUGCUGACUUGGAGUGUGAUGGAAUCUCCUCCUCUGAAGGUUUUUUUUUUUUUAAACAAAGGCCGGAUGGCCAUCUGUUGGGAGGACUUGAAUUGUGCAUUCCUGCUUGGCAGAAUGGGACUGGACUGGAUGGCCCUCGGGAUCUCUGGCAACUCUAGGAUUCUGUGAGAGGAGGAGUUAUUCCACUCUUAACGCCCUUUGAGAAGGCAAAGGAAUAGAUUUUUGGAGAGAUUCCUUCCAAAUGAAUUUUUAUUCCGUUUUCCCUUUACAUUCCAUUCUUUUUAAUUCAGGAAAAAUCUCCAUAGUUUAGCUCAGGAAUGUCUCCACGCUGCUGGAAUUGCCCCUAUUGAGUCCUUUGAUUGGGUAAGAAAAGAACGGCAGCCUUUUGCUCCUGCACAUUCAAAGCAAGGUUGGUUGACUCUUUCAUUCAAGUUAUUUACCUGAAAGCAACGCUUGUGACUCUUUUUAUCCCAGAACUGAAGUUUGGCUUGAAGAGAGGAAGGGGAUGUAGGAGCUGAAUUCCACAAGUCUGCAGCCGGAACAAGGAGCAGUAAGAGAAGGAGGGAAAGCCUGAAGCAGGGUUCAGUCCGAACACGUGACCAAGGGGCCAACGUGGAAAGCACCGGAAGAAGGCAACGAGCUUCCAAGUCAAAGGAUGGAGCAGCGCUGGGAAGCCCAAUGGCAGGAGUUCCUGAAGACCCUCCAGUCGCCUUCCUCAACAUGGGGGAGCCUUCCGUCGGCAGAGGAGACGCCGUGGGACGAGGCCAAGACCUUUCUGGCCUCCUUCGAGCAAGUGGCCAAAGCCUGUCGGUGGCCAAAGGAAGAGUGGCUGAUGCCCGCCUUGAGCGGAGAAGCAGAGCAGGCCUUUCUGAGCCUGGAAGCCGGAGACAGGGGGGAUUAUGGGAAAGUGAAAGCGGCCAUCUUGAGAGCAGAGGCCCUGAGAGCGGAGCUGCAGCGCCAGCAUUUUCGGCAGUUCUGCUGCCAAGCGGUCGGGGACCCGCGAAGGGUUUACAGCCAAGUCCAGGAGCUUUGCAGUCGGUGGCUGAAGCCAGAGAGACGCAGCAAGGAGCAGAUCCUGGAGCUGCUGGUCCUGGAGCAAUUCCUGGCCAGUCUUCCCCAAGACCUGCAAGGAUGGAUCCGAGGCGGAGGGCCGGAGACCUGUUCCCAGGCUGUGGCCCUGGCAGAGGACUUCCUCCUCAAGAGACAGCAAGAGGCCGAUUCCGCCAGGUGCCAGGAUGUGUGUGUUGGUUCCCUGGAGGUGGAAGCCAAACCAGUGAAGGAUGCCGUGAUCCCUUUGCUAGGUGGUGGAAUCCAAGGUCCAAGUCCUUCCAUUUCAGUGUUUCCUCCUGAAGGACAAGUUGAGACAGAAGUUGGGCUGGGUGCGGGUCUGCUGGACUGCAGAGACACAGGCGUCCCUUUGCACAGGGCUGAGCAGACGCUCUCCCAGCUGGGCCAACAGACCAUCUUCUGGAAAGUCCUGCAGGAGGAGGGCGGAAACGCCCAGCCAUUUGGUGAGGUUGAUGUAACUUUGUUUAAAGUGGAGACGUCUCAGCAUGGAGUGAAUGUGCUGAAGGAGAGGCCCAGGGCAGUGCCACUCCUAAACCAAAGAGAUGGACCAUUGACAGCGGAGACGUGUGGACAAAGAAAUUAUGAGAAGAGAUGUUGGAGGGAGAUAAAGAUAUCUUCGCAGGUAGAGUCAUCACCAGCAGAACCAUCUCAGAGGAGUUUGCCUAUUGCAUCCAACAUUCAUAAAAGCGGAUACCGGCUCAUGGGUCAGGAGUCGAAGAAGUACAUGGAGACAGAGAGGAAACACACUAAAAGCCUUACAGGUGCUGAUAACAAGGCCUCCACAGACACAGGGAAGCCCUUGUUCUCCAAGUAUGGGAGAAAAUACCACAGUGUGUCAGAUGGGUUUGUUGAUCUGAACCCAAGAAAGAAAGAUGCUAAAUGUCCUAAAGAUGGAGAAACAAGCAAGAGCCACGGACAGUCUUUACAGAGAAACCAAAAUGUUCCUACAGGAAAGAAACUGCAUAAAUGUGUUACUUGUGAGAAGGACUUCAAAUCUAGAGCGCACCUGGCAUGCCACGAAUGUAGUCAUACUGGAGAAAAGCCAUACCAAUGUUCUCAGUGCGAGACAUGCUUCAGCCGGAAAGAUAGCCUGGUAAAACACCAGCUAAGCCAUACUGGGGUGAAACCCUAUGAAUGCUCUCAGUGUGGCAAGUGUUUCACUCUGAGAUCUACCUUGAAGAACCAUCAAAGAAUUCAUACUGGAGAGAAACCCUAUGAAUGCUCUCAGUGUGGUAAGUGUUUCACUCUGAAAUGUACCUUGAUGGUGCAUCAAAGAAUACAUACUGGAGAGAAACCCUAUAAAUGCUCUCAGUGUGGCAAAUGUUUUGCUAAGAGAUAUAACUUGAAGAUCCAUCAAAGAAUUCAUACUGGAGAGAAACCCUAUAAAUGCUCACAGUGUGGCAAGAGCUUUGCUGAAAGAAAGAAACUGAAGUGCCAUCAAAGAAUUCAUACUGGAGAGAAACUGUGAAUGUUUUCAAUGUGGCAGAUGCUUCAGACAGAGCUCACAUUUAAUUCUCCACCAGGGAAUCCAUCCUGGAAAGAAACCCUAUUGUGCCCUGAAUGUGGAAAGGGCUUCUCUUGGCAAUAUCUGUUGAAUGGACACCAGAGGACGUAUAGGUCCUUCUUAAGGACUCUUUAUCUUCUGUGCAUGGGGAGAACUGUGGUCUGAAUGAUGCACUGAACAAACAGUAUUUAUGAAGGUUGCUGAGAUAAUGUAUACUCUGUAGUUUGUAGCCCACUGCAAGGUGGGAGGGAAUUGGGAGGCCCCUCCUUCCUUAAAGCGCUCCUCCAGCUGCAGGGUCAAAUGGAAGACCAGAUUUCUCCUUUUAUAAUUCAGGAGACACCAUUUCAGAAUCUAGAUAAGUGGGUGUUACACAAGCGUUGUCGAAGGCUUUUGUGAAGUGCCUCACAACCUCUGAGGAUGCCUGUCAUAGAUGUGGGCAAAACGUCAGGAGAGAAUGCUUCUGGAACAUGGCCAUACAGCCUGGAAAACACACAACAACCCUGUUACAGAAGCGUUUCCAAUUAUUUGCUUUUUAGCAUUCAGCUUUUCAAAACUAACAAAUGUACUGUUAUCCUUCCACAUUUGCUGGUUUAGGGGCACAGGACCCCAUGGAAGUGAAAAAAAAAACAAUAACAGAAGGAAAAACAUAAAAAGAAGAUAUAAGGGAAAGUGAACUUGAUUAUAGAGGAAUUUAAGAGGAAAGAACAAAUGUUAUAUGCAGACAAUAGUACAAGUUUGACAAAAGUAGUUCUAAUGACAUUUUGUUGUAUCCACCAUUUCAUGUAACUGCAGUCCAACCAGGAAUGUAAAUAAAGAGCAGUUGCCAGAAAAUACUAGUUUCAUGUGCCUGUGGUUGAUCUUGGUAUCCAGCUUGUCAUAAUGACUGUUUUAUGCCAUAUUUGUGAUUUUGGGACUCCAAAGGAGAUCAGAAACUGGCAUUGGAAGGAGAAAUAAAUUCAGAGUGUUUGCAGAAGGACGUCUUCCUGAGGUCAACAAAAGCUGU